AUGCCCCCAAAAAAGAAGGGAGGUGAUGGGCCUUCAAAGAAGACCAUUGAGAAGGAGAAGAAAAGGAUAAUUGAAGACAAGACAUUUGGAUUGAAAAAUAAGAAGGGGGCUAAGCAGCAGAAGUAUGUUCAGCAGGUGCAAAAACAAGUCACCUACGGCAACAAAUCUUUUCGAGAUAUGGAGAAAAUUCAGCAAGAAAAGGAGGCUCGCAAGGCUGAGAAAAAAGGAGGACCUGAUGAACUCACCUUACUAUUCAAGCCUGUUGCCGAACUACAAAAGAUUUCAAAAGGGGCUGACCCCAAAUCCAUUCUCUGUAUAUUUUUUAAGCAGGGAACUUGUAUCAAAGGUGAUAAGUGCAGGUUCUCCCAUGACUUGACCAUUGAGCGCAAGGCUGAAAAGAAGAACAUCUAUGAAGACGAACGCAAUGAGAUGGAUGAUUGGAACCAGGAACAACUGGAAGAUGUUAUAUCCAAGAAACACGGCGCCCAAAAUAAGGGCCUUCCUCCCACGACUAUAAUUUGCAAAUAUUUCCUAGACGCGGUGGAGGCGGGUAAGUAUGGAUGGUUCUGGAACUGUCCAAACGGUGAUGGGUGUCAUUAUCGUCACUGCCUCCCUCCUGGGUUUGUCCUCAGAAAGGACAGAAAAAAGAUGGAGGAGCAGAAGGAGACUAUUUCCUUGGACGAACUUAUUGAAACAGAGCGUCGCGCUCUGGGCAUGAACCAAACCAAGGUUACCCUUCAAACCUUCUUGGCGUGGAAGAAGCGGAAGCGAGCAGAAAAAAUUGCCGCGGGAAAACAGGCGAAGGAAAAGAAACAGGCUGAUUUCGCCCAAGGUCGUAUGUUUGGUAUCUCUGGUCGAGAAAUGUUCGAGUUCAAUCCGGAGUUCGCGAACGAAGGCGAAGAGAUCGACGGCGAUAUAUGCGAUUCUCGACUUCGUGAGCCAGAGGAUGGUGAAGAGGAAUACGAAGUUCAUGAUAUUGAUGUCAGCGCUUUCGAUGUUGGCUUUUUGGAAGAUCCUGAAACCGGUGACGCUGCGUCUCCAAACGACGAAAAUGUCGCUGCCAACACCGCUAAUGCUCCCCCGAAAGACCAAAUCGUCAUUGAUGAGGCGCUCUUUAACGACGCCGAUUUGGAGGGUUUGGAGGAGGAGCUGGAGGACUUGGGUGUAGAGAGUUAA
This is a messenger RNA of Echinococcus granulosus, 1176 nucleotides long. RefSeq names its product Zinc finger CCCH domain-containing protein. Gene Ontology annotation, biological process: cytoplasmic translation. Gene Ontology annotation, molecular function: metal ion binding; mRNA binding. The record is from RefSeq and is a predicted model, not a curated record. The coding region runs from base 1 to 1176 and encodes 391 amino acids. The transcript has 10 exons. Gene Ontology annotation, cellular component: cytosol. Lineage: Eukaryota; Metazoa; Platyhelminthes; Cestoda; Cyclophyllidea; Taeniidae.